This is a messenger RNA of Ochotona princeps (American pika), 2788 nucleotides long. RefSeq names its product DNA topoisomerase III beta (gene TOP3B). The record is from RefSeq and is a predicted model, not a curated record. The transcript is spliced from 17 exons. Gene Ontology annotation, biological process: DNA topological change. Gene Ontology annotation, cellular component: nucleus. Gene Ontology annotation, molecular function: DNA binding; DNA topoisomerase type I (single strand cut, ATP-independent) activity. The coding region runs from base 131 to 2719 and encodes 862 amino acids. Lineage: Eukaryota; Metazoa; Chordata; Mammalia; Lagomorpha; Ochotonidae.
CGUCUUCUCUUAUGGUGUUGGCCUAGGCCUGGACGGUGGGCCCAAGCUCCUCUCUCUCAUCACGUUGCCCUCACUGUUGUUCUGCAGCUGCAGAGGGCAGGGCUGAGGAGCCUGAAGGUCCCGCGCCAGGAUGAAGACUGUAUUCAUGGUGGCUGAAAAGCCCUCCCUGGCGCAAUCCAUCGCCAGGAUCCUCUCCCGAGGGAACAUGUCCUCCCACAAAGGACUGAACGGGGCCUGCUCCGUCCAUGAGUACACUGGGACCUUCGCUGGCCAGUCUGUCCGCUUCAAGAUGACAUCCGUCUGUGGUCACGUGAUGACCCUGGACUUCCUAGGAAAGUACAACAAGUGGGACAAGGUGGACCCUGCGGAGCUGUUCAGCCAAGCCCCGACAGAAAAGAAGGAAGCUAACCCCAAGCUGAACAUGGUGAAGUUCCUGCAGGUGGAGGGCAGAGGUUGUGACUACAUCGUGCUGUGGCUGGACUGCGACAAGGAAGGGGAGAACAUCUGCUUUGAGGUCCUCGAUGCCGUCCUGCCUGUCAUGAAUAAGGCCCAUGGUAGCGAGAAGACAGUGUUCCGGGCCAGGUUCAGCUCCAUCACAGACACAGACAUCUGUAACGCCAUGGCCCGCCUGGGGGAGCCGGACCACAACGAGGCGCUGUCAGUGGACGCCCGCCAGGAGCUGGACCUGCGCAUCGGCUGUGCAUUCACCAGGUUUCAGACGAAAUACUUCCAGGGAAAAUACGGUGAUUUAGACAGCUCUCUCAUUUCCUUUGGGCCAUGCCAAACCCCCACCCUGGGCUUCUGCGUGGAGAGACAUGAUAAAAUCCAGUCGUUCAAGCCGGAGACCUACUGGGUGCUGCAGGCCAAGGUUAACGCCGAUAAAGACCGAGCGCUCCUCCUGGACUGGGACCGCGUGAGGGUGUUUGACAGGGAGAUCGCACAGAUGUUUCUAAACUUGACCAAGCAGGAGAAGGAAGCCAAGGUGGAGGCCACAAGCAGGAAGGAGAAGGCCAAGCAGAGGCCGCUCGCCCUGAACACCGUGGAGAUGCUGCGGGUGGCCAGCUCUUCUCUGGGCAUGGGCCCACAGCACGCCAUGCAGACGGCUGAGCGACUUUACACGCAGGGCUACAUCAGCUACCCGCGCACAGAGACCACCCACUAUCCCGAGAACUUCGACCUCAAGGGUUGCCUGCGGCAGCAGGCCAAUCACCCCUACUGGGCUGACACGGUGAAACGGCUAUUAGCAGAAGGCAUCAACCGCCCACGCAAGGGCCACGAUGCUGGCGACCACCCCCCCAUCACGCCCAUGAAGUCUGCCACAGAGGCGGAAUUAGGUGGGGACGCAUGGCGACUGUACGAGUAUAUCACCCGGCACUUCAUUGCCACGGUCAGUUAUGACUGCAAGUAUCUGCAGACCACAAUUUCCUUCCGGAUCGGGCCCGAGCUCUUUACCUGCUCAGGGAAGACUGUCCUCUCCCCAGGCUUCACAGAGAUCAUGCCCUGGCAGAGCGUGCCCCUGGAGGAGAGCCUGCCCACCUGCCAAAGGGGCGACAUCUUCCCCGUGGCCGAGGUCAAGAUGCUGGAGAAGCAGACCAACCCGCCCGACUACCUGACCGAGGCUGAGCUCAUCACACUCAUGGAGAAGCACGGCAUUGGCACCGAUGCCAGCAUCCCCGUGCACAUCAACAACAUCUGCCAACGUAACUAUGUCACCGUGGAGAGCGGGCGCCGGCUCAGGCCCACCAACCUCGGCAUCGUCCUGGUGCACGGCUACUACAAGAUCGACGCAGAGCUGGUGCUGCCCACCAUCCGCAGCGCUGUUGAGAAGCAGCUGAACCUGAUCGCCCAGGGCAAGGCCGACUACCGCCAGGUCCUGGGCCACACCCUGGACAUCUUCAAGCGCAAGUUCCACUACUUUGUGGACUCCAUUGCUGGCAUGGAUGAGCUGAUGGAGGUGUCCUUUUCACCCCUGGCGGCCACGGGCAAGCCCCUGUCACGCUGUGGGAAGUGCCACCGCUUCAUGAAGUACAUCCAGGCUAAGCCGAGCCGCCUGCACUGCUCGCACUGUGACGACACCUACACGCUGCCCCAGAACGGCACCAUCAAGCUCUACAAGGAACUGCGCUGCCCGCUGGACGACUUUGAGCUGGUGCUGUGGUCCUCAGGCUCUCGUGGCAAGGCCUACCCACUGUGCCCCUACUGCUACAACCACCCUCCCUUUCGGGACAUGAAGAAGGGCAUGGGCUGCAACGAGUGUACACACCCCACCUGCCAGCAUUCCCUGAGCAUGCUGGGCAUUGGCCAGUGCGUGGAGUGCGAGAACGGGGUGCUGGUGCUGGACCCCACCUCGGGCCCCAAGUGGAAGGUGGCAUGCAACAAGUGCAAUGUGGUAGCACACUGCUUUGAGAACGCACACCGCGUGCGGGUCUCGGCUGACACCUGCACCUCCUGUGAGGCCGCCCUGCUGCACGUGGACUUCAAUAAGGCCAAGUGUCCCCUGCCAGGUGACGAGACCCAGCAUACGGGCUGCGUGUUCUGUGAUCCCAUCUUCCAGGAGUUGGUGGAGCUGAAGCAUGCUGCCUCUUGUCACCCCAUGCACCGUGGUGGCCUGGGAAGGAGACAGGGCCGGGGGCGGGCCCGGGGCCGGCGGCCUCCUGGGAAGCCCAACCCCCGGCGGCCCAAGGACAAGAUGUCAGCCCUGGCUGCCUACUUUGUAUGACGACCCCAUUUCCUCCCCCACAUGGUUGUCCUUUGGGCCCCUGAAACCAUUAAAGGCAUUGUGUCCAGA